This is a messenger RNA of Drosophila rhopaloa, 2528 nucleotides long. It is a transcript of the gene lace, whose product is annotated as serine palmitoyltransferase 2. The record is from RefSeq and is a predicted model, not a curated record. Gene Ontology annotation, molecular function: serine C-palmitoyltransferase activity; pyridoxal phosphate binding. Gene Ontology annotation, cellular component: serine palmitoyltransferase complex. The transcript is spliced from 4 exons. Bases 111 to 1919 code for a protein of 602 amino acids. Lineage: Eukaryota; Metazoa; Arthropoda; Insecta; Diptera; Drosophilidae. Gene Ontology annotation, biological process: sphingosine biosynthetic process; ceramide biosynthetic process.
UCACCCAUCCCCAAAACGCGAAAAAAACCUAUUUAAGCAAAACGCAACGAUCUCUCCGUAAUUUGUUGGGCGCGUUUCAAUAUCGGAAGCCGGAGUUCGGAGCGGGCAAAAUGGGAAAUUUCGACGGUGAUUCUGGAACGGUUUUCGAGCAGAGCUACGCGACGACAAACGGAAAUGGAAGGGUGGCGGGGGCCAACGGCAUUGGAAAUGGGGCGGCGAACUUCAGUCCUCCGGAAAAACAGGAACUUCUCAGCCAGCGCAAGUUCUCGGCACCCGCAUACACUGAAAUUCGCACGCGACGCUGCCAUUCCAAACCGACAAAUGACGCCAAGAGCCCCAGCUUGAUUAACUACCAUCCGGAAAAGAAGUCGAUCUCCAAUGGACAUGCCUCCGUUCUGUCGGAAUCCAAGCCCAACCAGGCAGAGGGCAAACUCUCGCCGGAACAGGAGCACUUCCAGAAGACCUCCUUCGAGGAGGUUCCUCUGCACACGGCCUGCCUUACGUACCUGGGAUUUUACCUCCUAAUGAUCCUGGGCUACAUCAACCAGCUGCUCUUCGUGCCCAAAGUGGCCACCGAGAAGGGUCGUGAGGGUUAUGUGAAGCUGUACGAUGCCUUCGAGAGCUUCUACUCGAGAUAUGUUUACCGAAGGAUCAAAGAUUGCUGGAACCGACCCAUUUGCAGUGUUCCGGGCGAGGAGCUCACCCUGAAGGAUCGCGUGACCGAUGAUUAUGGCUGGAGUUUUAAGUUCACCGGAACGGAGACGCGCUGCUUGAACUUGGGAUCCUACAAUUACCUGGGAUUUGCAGCCGCUACUGGACGAUGUGCAGAUGAUUCGGAGGAAAGUGCUCAGGAGUCUGGGUUGGCCUACUGCAGUUCCCGCUGUGAGCUGGGUGACAACGAGCAGCUUCAGGAACUGGAAGCCCAAACAGCCAGAUACUUUGGUGUGGAGGAUGCCAUUGUCUUUGGAAUGGGCUUCGCCACAAAUGCAUUGAACCUUCCCUCUCUUAUCGGACCCAACAGCCUGGUUAUCAGUGACGAGAAGAACCAUGCCUCCAUCAUCCUGGGAUUGCGGUUGUCCGGAGCCACGACCAAGGUGUUCAAGCACAACAACAUGCGGGAUCUGGAGCGAGUCCUUCGCCAGGGCAUUUGCUAUGGAAAUCCUAAAAAGGGCGGUCAGCCAUGGGACAAAGUGCUGAUCCUGGUCGAGGGCAUAUUUAGUAUGGAAGGUUCCAUUGUCCGAUUGCCCGAAAUUAUUGCUCUUAAAAAGAAAUAUAAGGCAUAUUUGUAUCUGGAUGAAGCUCACAGCGUCGGAGCCAUGGGUUCUCGUGGACGAGGUGUUACAGACUACUUCAAUGUGGAUCCCAAGGAGGUGGACAUCUUGAUGGGCACAUUUACCAAGAGUUUCGGCAGUGCUGGUGGUUACCUUGCUGGAUCAAAGAAACUGAUCGACUUCCUUCGCACCAACAGUCACGCCCAUUGCUAUGCUGCAUCCAUUUCGCCUCCAAUCGCCCAACAGAUUCUGACUUCCAUGAAGACCAUUAUGGGUGAAGAUGGUACCGAAAUCGGCCGCAAGAAAAUCCACCAGCUGGCCAGGAACACGCGUUACUUCCGCCGACGUUUGGCUCAGCUCGGAGUAAUCACAUACGGUCACGAGGACUCGCCGGUGGUGCCCAUGCUGGUCUACCUCUUUUCCAAGAUUGGCGCUGUGGUUCGUACCUUGACGACCCGCCACAUUGCCGCAGUGGGUGCUGGAUUUCCAGCCACGCCCAUUAUGGAGGGACGCAUACGCUUCUGCCUAUCAGCCGCCCACACCAAAGAGCAGCUGGACUUUGCUCUGGAGGCGAUAGACGAGAUCGCCGACGAUCUGGGUCUGAAGUAUUCACGCAAGCCACGCGAUCCGAAUCCCGUUGUCUACUAGAUACAUAUAAGUUAAGCUUGGGGUGAAAGGCAGUCUCGCCGACUGUUCGACCAAAACUAAAACACAGUCCAGAUAUGGUUAUAUCAUUUACGAACGAUGGGAUACGUUGACGGGGCUUCUAUUUAUGACUAAUUCCCUGGGAAUAUCCAUUCAAAAGGGAGCACUACAGCGACAAAAACAAAACAGUACAGCACAUAGCUUAAAUGAUAAAAUAUUAUUAAUUAUUUAGCAUUUACCUCUACGUAGUUGUUAUUGUAAUUGUAAACUACAAUCGUCUUCUUGAAUCGCCUGCCGCAUUUUGAGUAUUUGAAGAUGUGGAAAUAACAGCGAAAUGUAUUAAGCAAAUCAGGUUUUGGUUACAUUCAGAGCUAAGCUAAGGGAAGACCCUUUUCGUGGGACAGUCGAGCACCUCGCUUCUACCAUUUAAGCUGAGCCUGAAGAGACGUCUAGGGCGUAAGCGAUAUAAUUGUAAAACACCAUUUUGGUAGGCCUUCUAGGCCCCUAAAUUUGGGCCAUUGUCAGGAACGUAUAUAUGUAUAAUGUUUAUGUAUUAAUAAUUUUAUUUUUCUAUCAAGAAAUAAAUAACUGUUGCUUUAUCUAUUGAAUUAA